GAUGAAGAAACAAAUGAAAGGAUUCAAAGGAUUUUAAUGAAGAAACAAUUGGAUUAAUUAAGAUGAAUAAUCGAUGGAUGUGAAUUCAUUCUCUCUACCUGGAAAGGAAGUGGGGAAUGAAUAGCAGCACACUUCAUAAUAACACAUCAAUUGACUUUUAUUAACUUUAAUGGUCAUAAUGAUAAUGUAAUGUGCAAUGUAUAAUAUUUGCUGAUUGCACAAUAUCAUACCUAACAGAGUGAAUUUCCGGUUCCUGCGCUCACACAAAUUCCACAUCUCUCUCUCACUCUUUUUAUUUUUGUACCGCUUUGGAAGCUUCUUUAUGGUGAAUAUAAAAUUUACAAAAGCGAAGAGUGCGUCCGGCAUAUGAAUAAAAAUACUGCCCACACCAUACACGAUUUGUAAACAUCAUAAGGCAUUCAAAAGACAGGUAAAGAGACAGACUUUGCUUCGGUGGGGAUCAGUUUAUAGUAGGCCACGAGGCACUCGCGUUCUUGGUUGCAUGUUCACGACUCUCUCUUCGCUGGAUAAGGCCAACAUUCAGAAAUCUCAACACUCAAACAAGAAUAUUCACUUCUCUCUCUUUUUUCCAAAAAAAAAAAAAACCCAUCAAAUUUUCAAAAAACGCUACAAAAAUACCAAAAUAUUCAAAAACACAAUUUUAACAUCACCAGAAAUAAAAGAACAAAAAAAAAACAACUUCGAGAGUAAAUGAAAGGUAAAUUGUGAUCUAAAUCAAAAAAGGAUUAACUUAAGAGAAAUCAGAAUCGAAUUUGGAGCAAAAGAAGUUUGGAAAAGUUUUUUUGGAGAAAGUCUCUUUGGCGAAAUAUCGAAAAAAAAUGUGUUGUGCCGCGUGAUAAAUAAUUAAUAACAAUCUAUAUUCAUUUUUUUAAUGGCAAGUGAUUCGAGGUGAAAAGAGAUGUUAUUACUUGGCGAAGGAGGAAAUUAACUAUUGCGGGAAGGAGGCUAUUAUAUUGAAUGCUUAAUAGAGAGAAGAUAUCGCUGACAAUCUGAAGAUUAACAGGAAGUUGUUGUUGGUUAUUUUUUUUUUUUUGCAUAGAGGUGUUGGAGAAAGUGUCAUUAUAUUCAUAUGCCUCGGUUUGUGUCUAACGUCGCUCACUUCCGGGAUUUUAGUUUCUGGAAAAAUGUUGCAAUUUUGAACGAAAUCAACCGUAUUGGAUUUAAAAAGUACAGAAACGUGAGAUGAUCGGAAAACUUCUCCUGAGUUUUUGGAUAUUUCAAUGGAUCCACAUUCUUGGAGAUCGAGUCGAGGCUCAAAGUUUGCCGAAACAAAUUAUAGAAUCAAUUGACGAACAAAAUGAUCUACUCAUAUUCCAAUCGGUGGUUCAGUCAAUGAAGGAAUGGGAAAAUCAUAAAAAAAGUUCUCAUCGUAAUAAAAGAGAAGUGUCCAGUGUUUGCUAUGAUGGAGUUGGAUGCUUUGAAGAUACUGGACCUUUCAGUUAUUUGGAAAUGCUACCAUCACCUCCCAAGGAUGUUGGCACCAGAUUUUUCGUUUAUGGUAGCAGGAAAGGAAGAUCAAUUCCAAUGGAGGUUUCAGCAGAAGACAUAAGUGAAAAAAUUCGUCAUGCCAUAGAUGUAGAUUUACCAACUAAAGUCCUUGUACAUGGUUUUGGAUCUGACUGCGAGCAUAUUUGGGUUUAUGAAAUGAGAGCUGCUUUGAUGCAAGUUCAAGAUUGUAAUGUUGUUUGUGUCGACUGGUCGCCUGGAAGUACGAUUCCAAAUUACGUGAGAGCAGCGGCAAAUACGAGAUUAGUGGGUCGACAAUUGGCGAAACUAGUUCGAAGUUUGGAUGUGCCUUUGCAUAAACUUCAUCUAAUUGGAUUUAGUCUUGGAGCUCAUGUCGCUGGAUUCGCCGGUGCGGAAUUAGGAAAUGUUUCUAGAAUAUCAGGUUUGGAUCCUGCUGGACCACUAUUCGAAUCUCAGGACCCUCGGGCAAGAUUAGACGAGAAUGACGCCCAAUUUGUGGACGUUAUUCACAGCAAUGGAGAACAGUUACUUCUUGGAGGUCUAGGUUCCUGGCAACCGAUGGGUGACGUCGAUUUUUAUCCCAACGGUGGUCGAAUGCAAAGUGGCUGCUCGAAUAUUUUCCUAGGCGCUGUGACUGACAUCAUUUGGUCGAGCACUCUUGAGGGGAGAUCAUUGUGCAAUCAUCGAAGGGCCUACAAACUCUUCACAGACUCAGUGAGUCCAAAGUGCAGAUUUCCAGCGUUUCCUUGUCAUCGUGGCUAUGAUGGUCUCAUUAAAGGUGAUUGCUUUCCGUGUGGACCGGAAAAUUCAGGUCGUCCUUGCGGUGAUAUGGGAUUUUACAGUGACUCAUCGCCAGGACGAGGGCAAUUGUAUCUGAUGACGAGAGAUGAAGAGCCCUUUUGCGCUAAUCAAUAUCAAGUCAAAGUUUUCAAUAGUCGAAGCGAAAGAGCUACGAAGAGUUAUGGAAAUUUGAAAGUCACUCUUGUUGGUGAGGGAUCUUUCAAUGAGACUUUCACCAUGACCCGCAAGGACGACGAAGAACUUCUCGUUGGUGCCAUUCUGCAAAAAAUUGUGGUCCCACAUCCUGUUGUCACCAAUCUCGAAGCCAUCGAGAUAAAAUACACAGCGUACCAUGGUUGGAUCUCCUCGGGCCUGAUAACCUGGAAUAUCGAUAAGGUAUUAAUUGUCGAUAGUUUUGGCAAAAGUACAUCAAUUUGCAAACGUGGUUUAACUCUCGAGUCGGGUAAAUCCGUUUAUUUGCGACUACAACAAGGCGAGUGCGUUAUUCAAUCGGAAACUGAUAAUGUGACAAUUAUCAACGAUCAAAUUGUCGACAAAAUCCCCCUGGAGAAACAAGGAGGCGGUAUUGGUCCAUUCACAAGAGAUCAAAAUUGGGAGAAAAAAGAAACACUCUCAGUUGAAUUACUAUCAAAUGAGAGGACAAGUUUACAAAAAAAUUUGGGACCAUUCACCAAGGAUCAAAAUCCAAAACCCUUGGAUAUAAAUAAAGAGAACACGAGAAAUACAAAUUCAGAGACAAAAAUAAUUGUGGAAAAUUCCGAUACAACUAGAAACAGUAAUCGUUGGACUUACAUUGACAUUACCGAUAGUGGCGAUUCAAAUUCAUUGGAAAAUUUGGAAUUUGAAUCGGGAAGGGGUUUUUCCAGUCCAAAUUUUAUUCACAAGACGACAAUUACAAAAUCUACAAAAAGUCCGAUAACAACGGAGACUGUUUUGGAUAUUCAGGAACCAUUGUUGAAAGUUACGAAGAAAGAAACGGCGAGAUCGAUGAAACUGCCGGAGAUAACGGAACCAAUUUUAAAAUCUCGAUCGACUAGGCAAAAUAUUAAGGCGGCACUUGUGCAGGAUGAGAAAAUCGAUGAAUCGCCCACGACGACAAGAUCAUUUACAGUUCAAUUUCUUCCUGAGAGACUGGCGGGUAUUUUGGCCCAAGCUGAAAGAUACGCAAGGCAAACACUCUUACCUCUCAUUUCUCAAUAUACACCGAGUUUCGUCGGCAUUGGAAGAAACGAGCGACCGAAAUAUUUCCCACCCCUAGGAGACAUUGAUGACAAAAAACAAGAGAAAGAAAUUCCCCUUAAGAAAUCUACUCAAACUGUCGAAAACUUGGAUUCAAAAACAAAUCUGACAUCAGAAGAAACAAAAUCGAACAACGAAAAUUCUACUUCAACCGAGAAUGUAAUACAUUCGAAAAAAGUCGGCAACGAUUGGGUUCCAAUAAAUCGCGAGUCCAAGCAGAUCUCAAAUUACGCUAAGACUAAUAAUAAUAAUAAUAAUUUAAAUACAACCCAGGAAAAAUCUUUUACCGGACUUUGGUUAAAUGAAGACGAUGGCACUUGGACACCACAGUCCGAGGAUGCCGAAGCUGGUCCAGAAACAAAAAUUGACGACUGGGUACCAAUAACAGACAAGGGACGAAAUGAAAAAUCAUUAAAAAUUUCCACUGUUCAAAUUUCGGAAAAUUCCCCAACAGAAAAAAGUGAAAAAGUAACAACCAGCAAUCCAACUAAAAUUGAUGAUAACACAACACCGAAUAUUGAAGAAAGAAAAUUCAUUCCCCUAACAGAUCUUGAAAAUCAGGAGAAAAUUCAACUGAAAGAAAACGAAGAAAGUCAAAUAGUGGAAAAUUCCUCGACUCAUAUUCAAAGGAUUCCUCAAACAACAGUACCGAGUAAAAUAGAAACUCCCGAGGCAAGAUCAGUCCUCUUUCCAUACGUUUACGAGCGUAAAAAUGAUCCUCGAACUCGAUACAUACCCCUAAUUCCAGAGGAGGAUCUUGGCUUAAAAAAAUCCCUCACCGAACGUGAUCGUUAAUAAAUAUGUUUUUUCUCCUUAAAAAAAAAAACAAUUUUUAAAUUUCUAGUUUCUAAGCUCUUUAAGUUAUAAAUACGACUGACUACAUAAGUUUUAUAAAUUAAGCACUAUUUUUUUCUACAAAUUCUACUUUUUAUUUGCAACAAAAAAAAAAAGAAAAUUGAUCAAAAAAAUAAAUCAAAAUAAAUUUUAAAAUGUGUUAACUCUUAACACUCAAUUUUUUGCAAAUUAAUACCACAAAAAAGAGAGCAAAUAAAAAAAAUCAUGUGAUUUCGAGUAUUAAAAAUAAACGUUUCGUUUUUCGUAAAAACUGGGAGCCCUUAACUUUAUUUUUUUUUCUCUUGUAUAUAGGAAUUUUUACAAUAUAAUAUAUAUAUAUUAUAUAUAGCUUCGCUGAAAUUAUCUUUUAUGUUCGUUCGUUACUGUUAUUGAUUAAUAAUUGUUGUUAUUUGUAAUCUAAAAACUAGUACCGUCAUAGAUAUUCGUCAUUCGCGUGUGUCGAUUCAUUCCAAAAAACAAGCGGAGGACGAAACCAAAUACGCUUGGGACGUAAAAUAAUAUAUUUUUUAAAUCUACUUUUGUAAAUACACUGCACGAUGAGUCUUCGAAAAAAAGAAAAAAAUAAAAUAUGUACAACAGAAGGAAAAAGAAACUCCAUAAAAAAUAAAUUUUAAAUUCUAUUUUUACUUUUUUGCUUUUAAAUAAAUAAAAAAAAGGAAAAAAAAAAUUCUUUCUCUUUCCUCAGAUAUGCCACUCCUGAUAUGUCCAUCUGAAAAUGCCCGCUUUUGAAAAAAUUCUUGGCUCUCAAAGUCAAAGUAUCUCAGGUACCGUAUUGCGUGGCAAAAUAACAUCAUUCUAUAAUCUUAACUUAACAAUCAACUGGUUUAUAAACCACUUCUUUUUUUUUUUUAAUUUGUGGCUUCAAGGAGCGCGAAUACUAUAGAAUUAAAUUUAAAUUUCAAGUAUUUAGUAAAACACGCAGUCUUAUUUGACGCAAAGUUCAUUAACGAACUCUCGCGAUCAAAAAACAGUUAACAAUUAAUUAGCUUAGUAAAAAUUU
Messenger RNA from Leptopilina heterotoma, 5383 nucleotides. RefSeq lists its product as uncharacterized. The record is from RefSeq and is a predicted model, not a curated record. The transcript has 11 exons. Gene Ontology annotation, biological process: lipid metabolic process. Gene Ontology annotation, molecular function: lipase activity. Lineage: Eukaryota; Metazoa; Arthropoda; Insecta; Hymenoptera; Figitidae. Bases 1204 to 4323 code for a protein of 1039 amino acids.